AUGGGUCCCAAGAAAGAGAAGAGCAGUCUGAAGCGGAAUCGGCAUAGCACCGGUGAAGACCAGGAGAUCAAGAAACCGCGGAGAUCCCAACGGCUCUCUUCGCAGUCUCAACAAGAUCCCCAGCACACACCUCUCAAGAACCAAUAUCUGCCUUCUCCUCUGACGUACCAGGAGUCUACUGCCACCGAAACAUUCAAGGAACACACUGCUACUCCUCCGGAAGGCCGACCGAGUCAGAUCCGUCAUGUCACGCCUGCAGCGUCGCCACCACUUCUUCCACAAUCCUCACCUCCUCAAGACACUCAGUCUCUAUCCCAGUUCGUCUAUCCUCCGCGAGAUAUCGAGCCUGACUUGAAUGAUGAGGAUGGAACAUGGGGUUACCUGUUUCCGAUGACCGAAAAUGGACACAGACUGCAGAUGAAGCGACGAGCUUUUUGUCCUGCUCCCUCGAAGCCACUCGAGGUGUCGAGGUCUACUGUUAAGAGUAGAAGGCGAGGGAAAAAGGAAUUAAUAGAGGCUGAGGCAGAAUAUGAGAACGAGAAAACGGACAAAGGGUUCCCGGCGAGUGGAUAUCUGAUCGGGAGACACCCAGAAUGUGACAUGAUCCUUGACAUUCCAACCGUGUCGAAUCGCCAUUGCCUGCUCUUCAACGAAACACGGAAUGGCGAUGCGGUCGCUAUUCUCGAAGACUUGUCCAGCAAUGGUACAUUUGUCAACGAGGCAUUCUUGGGUCGGAACAAGCGAAGACAGCUGGAGGACGGGGACGAAAUCACCAUCUUAGAUGAGGCUCGAUUCGUCUUUCGCUACCCCAGAAGUCGAGACUCGAGUGCGUUCAAUUCGCGUUACCGAAUUCUACAACAGCUGGGGAAAGGUCAUUUUGCCACUGUCUACCUCUGUGUGGAAAGAUCAACAGGCUUCAAAUUCGCUGUCAAGAAGUUCGAGCGUCGCAUGGGGGAGUCCCAACGCUCACAGACGGAAGGUUUAGAACAAGAAAUCGCUGUUCUGAUGAGCGUCAGCCAUCCCAAUGUCCUUUGCUUGAAAGAGACGUUUGAUGAACCUGACGGAGUUUACCUGAUCCUGGAGCUUGCGCCCGAAGGCGAGCUGUUCAACUUGAUUGUGACGAAACAGAAGUUGACCGAGGCCGAGACCAGGAAAAUCUUCAUCCAGUUGUUCCAGGGGACUAAGUAUCUACAUGAACGGAAUAUUGUGCAUCGCGACAUCAAACCAGAGAAUAUUUUACUGACGGACAAGAAUUUGUCGGUCAAGUUGGCAGAUUUCGGCCUGGCUAAGAUCAUUGGCGAGGAGUCCUUCACCACUACAUUAUGUGGUACACCGAGUUAUGUUGCCCCUGAAAUAUUGGAGAAUACCCGCCAUCGAAAGUAUACUAAAGCGGUGGAUGUUUGGUCACUUGGUGUGGUCUUGUAUAUCUGCCUAUGCGGAUUUCCACCCUUUUCCGACGAGCUCUACUCUCGAGAGAAUCCAUACACCCUAGCUCAACAGAUCAAAAUGGGGCGGUUUGACUAUCCAUCACCGUAUUGGGACUCGAUCGGCGACCCUGCCCUCGACCUCAUUGACCGCAUGCUCACGGUCGAUGUGGAGAAGCGAAUUACCAUCGAUCAGUGCCUGGAACAUCCUUGGACAAGGAAUCUGGGCUACAUCAACCCUGCCGAUUCGCUUGAUGGCCUCACCGGGCAAAUGAGUGCAUUUGACUUUUCCAAACGGAAAAUCCAACGGGAACGCACUUUGCUAGCCAACAUCAACGACGUCAAAGUGAGCAAAGUAGUUGAUCUCAAUGGAGGGCAACAGAUCCAAGGUGUGCCGACCGAAAUUCCUGGUUCGCCAGCGCAUGUGAAGAUAUGGGACAAGAACCCUAGCGGGAAAAAUGUACGGAUGAGCCCACCCAAGGACAACAAGGGAAAGAAUGAAAACGGCGACGAGGGAGGUGUCGAGAACAAGCAGGAGGUGGACAAAAGGGAGGAACACCCUGCGGCGAACAGGCAGGAAGAGGAGUUUAUGCAAAUGGGCGGCAAAGGCGACAUGCGUUUGUUCGGGAAUGACGCCUCCUCGAGGUACUUGCCGGAGGAGGUGCCCAAGACCAAGAAAAAGUGA
Molecule: messenger RNA, 2109 nt
Organism: Fonsecaea nubica
Lineage: Eukaryota; Fungi; Ascomycota; Eurotiomycetes; Chaetothyriales; Herpotrichiellaceae
Exons: 3
Coding region: 1-2109 (702 amino acids)
Biological process (GO): protein phosphorylation; mitotic DNA damage checkpoint signaling
Cellular component (GO): nucleus
Molecular function (GO): protein binding; protein serine/threonine kinase activity; ATP binding
Source: RefSeq, a predicted model, not a curated record